AUGGCUGCAAAUACUCGAUCGAAACAACAAGUUAAAAAUGAAUUAACUUCCACUUUGGAGUCUACUAACAUUUUACCAUUAACACAAUUAGUUGAAGAUUCAGAUGAUGAUCAUAUAAAACCAUCUAACAACAUCGUUCAAUAUACUUUAGAAAAAUGGGAUGCUUAUCGAGAAUAUGAACAACAACGAUUAGAAUCAAUUAAAUUAUUAACUGAAGAAGAGAUGUCGAAUAUUGAUCAAUGGUUAUUAGAUUUACAUCAAGUAUAUGAAGAAUUACGAUACCCGAUGUCACGCCGUAUUUGGCAAACUAUUACUUAUUUACAAGAUGAAGAACGAAUUUGGUAUGAACAAGAAAAACAAGAAAUUAAGAAUGAUUGGCGUUAUUUUUGCAAGAAGUUGAAGCAACAUAUUUUUGGUCGAUUGAAAAUUAAUACUAUGCCUUCGAAAGAUCAUCAUUUAUCGUCUGUUAAUAACAUGACACAAGUGGAACAAUUUCCUUCGACUAAGUCUUUGUCCAUUGAAAUUAAUUCAUCAUUAUCAUCAGCUCUUUCUAUUACCA
Rotaria sordida is the source of this 559-nucleotide messenger RNA. Lineage: Eukaryota; Metazoa; Rotifera; Eurotatoria; Philodinida; Philodinidae. The record is from the annotation of a GenBank genome assembly.